AUGAAGACGAGAAAGCAUUAUUUAUUUCAGCCUCUGGCAAUUUUCAUUCAUAGCAGUGACUGCAAUAUUCACGUAGUUAUUAAUAUCAUUCUGUGUUUUUUCUUCUGGUUGCCAGCCGUCUUACACGCCGUGUGGUAUUGUUUCUUCCGAGGAUAG
Thelazia callipaeda (thelaziosis nematode) is the source of this 156-nucleotide messenger RNA. Lineage: Eukaryota; Metazoa; Nematoda; Chromadorea; Rhabditida; Thelaziidae. The record is from the annotation of a GenBank genome assembly.